Molecule: messenger RNA, 1128 nt
Organism: Cotesia congregata
Lineage: Eukaryota; Metazoa; Arthropoda; Insecta; Hymenoptera; Braconidae
Source: the annotation of a GenBank genome assembly
AUGGCACGAGUAUUGAUCAUAUCACUCCUGGUGGUGACUACUGCUUCAGUAGUCUUCGGGAGAGCUCGCCAAGUUCAACAACCGGCGCCCGAUUUUUCGGAUCUAAAGUUCUUCGUCAAAGGGAGGAACCUGGUGUGGCCUAGCCGGGACACUGAGCAAACUUUUUCAAAAAACGGCCGCUACGACAGAAGAAGCAUUAUUGGCACCAGGAUUCAGCUGUUCGAGGACCAGGUCUUCAUCGCGUUUCCUCGACUCAAGCCUGGAGUUCCAAUUACUCUCGGAGUUGUCAAGCAUGGAAAUAAAAAUAUCUACGAGGCGUUUCCUUGCUGGGCGAUGCAAGAAGAAGGGAACUGCGAUAGCCUUCAAAGCAUUGUUGAUAUUUCUGUUGAUGACAAUGGUAUCCUUUGGGCCUUGGAUACUGGGACUGUUAAUACUCUAACGCAGCCUGUCUUCAGAUGUAAACCCAAAGUUUUCGCAUUUGAUAUUAGAAACAAACAGUUGAUAAAAGUCAUUGACUUGAACCAAUUAAUUGUCGAAAAUUCAAGACUGCAGGACCUUAUUGUCGACUACGGAGAAGACGGUAAAGUGUAUCUUUACAUCAGCGACGCCUCAGGCAGAGGAAUAAUUGUCUACGAUGUUGUUGGCAACAGUGGGUUCCGUAUGAGCUUACCCCAAGCAGUGAAUCUUGCAAACUCGAAAAAAGAUGUUCUGCAAAUGUUACUUGUUCGUAAAGCCACCGGUCCGGAACUGUACUUCACUUACUUGGGCUCUAGUCGUGUGUUCAGUAUCAGGCUGGAUCACUUAAGAAGAGGAGCUGGUGCUGAUAUUAUUGACGUUGGAUCAAAAUUGAACAGUAUGAUCUUCUUGGGGACAAAUGGGGGUAAUGUAAUCUUCUUUAGAUACAAAGGACAACCUGAUGUUUAUCUAUGGGACACCAACACAGCUUUCGGGCAAGAAAAUUUCGUCAUUGUACAGAAAGGCGACGAUUGUCAUUUGCCAACAGAUAUAGCGGUGGGUCCUCAAGACACUUUAUGGACAAUUGGAAGCAACUUGCAGGAUUAUAUCCACGAUACUAUACCCUCGAAUGGUGCAUCAAUGAUCAUUCAUCCUUUGGUUAAAAAUUGUUGA